UCCUCCUUUUUAACUUGAAAUGAGGUCAGGUUUAUUUCACCUAUAUAAUUUUUUCUUGACCAAAAAGAAAAAGCAGACUGUUACGUGGCCAUACUCGACUACCUCCUCCAUAUAAACCCAAACACACCGUUGCAGAUCCUCCCGAUUUUCAGUGUGUGAGAAAUCACCGAUGGAUUUGUUACCGGCGGAAACGUCAUCGGAGAUUGUGAAGAAGCACCGAUUUAGGUCACUGAAAAUGGUGGACUUGAAUUACGAACAGCUUUUAUCCGAUGUUCCGUACGGAGCGGACUACGGUACACUCGACAAUGGCCUCAGUUAUUAUGUACGAUUGAAUUCCAAACCUAAAAUGAGAGCUGCACUCGCACUCGCUGUCAAAGUCGGAUCAGUUUUGGAAGAGGAAGAAGAACGGGGAGUCGCCCACAUAGUUGAACAUCUUGCUUUCAGUGCCACUAAGAAAUACACAAAUCAUGAUAUUGUCAAGUUUCUUGAAAGCAUUGGAGCAGAGUUUGGUGCUUGUCAGAAUGCAGUUACAUCAGCUGAUGAAACAGUUUAUGAGCUGUUUGUUCCUGUUGACAAACCCGAGCUCUUAUCCCAAGCCAUUUCCGUCUUGGCAGAGUUUAGUUCAGAGAUUCGAGUAUCAGCAGAGGAUUUGGAAAAAGAAAGAGGUGCUGUUAUGGAAGAGUAUAGAGCAAACAGGAACGCCAAUGGCAGGAUGCAGGAUGCACAUUGGCUUUUGAUGAUGGAAGGUUCAAAGUACGCUGACCGCUUACCAAUUGGAUUAGAGAAAGUGAUCCGGACAGUUUCUCCUGAAAUCGUAAAGCAAUUCUACACAAAAUGGUACAAUUUGCAGAAUAUGGCUGUCAUUGCUGUUGGAGACUUUUCUGAUACGAAGAGUGUUGUCGAUUUAAUAAAGACCCACUUUGGUAGUAAAGUACCCGCCACUGAUUACGUGGAUAUACCUAGAUUUCUAGUCCCAUCUCACGAGGAGCCUCGUAUUUCAUGUUUUGUGGAAUCUGAAGCUGCUGGGUCAGCAGUCAUGAUCAGCUGCAAAUCACCAGUAAUUGAGCUGAGAACUGUAAAAGAUUACAGGGAUUUACUUGUAGAAGCCAUGUUUUACCAUGCAAUGAACCAACGCUUCUUUAAAAUAUCACGCAAGAAGGACCCACCUUACUUUUCAUGCUCUGUUGCUGCAGAUGUUGUUGUUCAGCCAAUAAAGGCCUAUAUAAUGACUUCAUCUUGUAAAGAAAAAGGAACUCUUAUUGCACUGGAAUCAAUGUUAACAGAGAUUGCAAGGGUUCGAUUACAUGGGUUUUCUGAGCGAGAAAUAUCCGUUGCACGUGCAACGAUGAUGUCUGAAAUCGAAUCUGCUUAUUUGGAGCGUGACCAAGUGCAGUCAACCAGUUUACGUGAGGAAUACUUGCAUCAUUUUCUUCGUAAGGAACCGGUUGUCGGAAUCGAGUACGAGGCCCAGCUUCAGAAAACUAUAUUACCCCAUAUAUCUGCAUCCGAGGUAUCCAAAUAUUCAGAGAAUUUUCGCACUACACAUAGUUGUGUUAUAAAGGCAAUCGAGCCUCGAGCUGCUGCAACGGUGGACAAUCUUAAAACUGUUGUGUUAAAGAUAAAUUCACUUGAAGAUGAUGGCAUCAUAUCUCGUUGGGAUGAAGACCAUAUUCCAGAAGAGAUUGUUACAAUAAAGCCAAACCCUGGGAGUGUAGUGCAGGAAUCUGAAUAUUCAAAUAUUGGAGCAACUGAGCUGAUCCUGUCAAAUGGCAUGCGUGUCUGCUAUAAGUGCACAGACUUCCUUGAAGACCAGGUUUUAUUUACAGGAUAUGCAUAUGGUGGUUUAUCCGAACUUCCAGAAAGUGAAUACAUCUCAUGUUCAAUGGGCUCCACCAUUGCUGGAGAAAUCGGUAUAUUUGGUUAUAGACCAUCAAUGUUGUUGGAUAUGCUUGCUGGUAAGAGAGCUGAAAUCGGUACAAAGCUUGGAGCAUACAUGCGAACUUUCUACGGUGAUUGUUCACCAACAGACUUGGAAACCGCUUUGCAGCUGGUCUACCAACUUUUUGCAACAGAAGUAGUACCGGGGGAAGAGGACAUUAAGAUCGUGAUGCAAAUGUCAGAAGAGUCUAUUAACGCUCAGGAAAGAGACCCGUAUACAGUGUUUGCAAAUCGUGUGAGGGAGCUUAAUUACGGGAACUCCUACUUUUUCAGGCCAACAAGAAUAAGCGAUCUCCGAAAAGUUGACCCGUUUAAAGCUUGUGAGUAUUUCAACAAAUGUUUCAAGGACCCAUCAACAUUCACUGUAGUGAUCGUUGGGAAUAUUGAACCUACUAUUGCAAGGCCCUUAAUAUUACAAUAUUUGGGUGGAAUUCCGAGACCAUCUGAACCGAUUUUAAAAUACAACCGUGAUGACCUCAAAGGCUUGCCGUUUACUUUCCCCACUACCAUAAUUAGAGAAGUUGUCCGUAGCCCCAUGGUGGAGGCGCAGUGUUCUGUCCAGUUAUGCUUCCCUGUCGAGUUAAAGAAUGAAAAAAUGAUGGAAGACGUUCACUUUGUUGGGUUUUUGAGCAAGCUCAUAGAAGCAAAAAUAAUUCAGGUUCUCCGUUUCAAACAUGGACAGAUUUACUCAGCUGGCGUUUCUGUAUUUCUUGGUGGUAACAAACCUUCACGUGUUGGUAAUGCUCGUGGUGAUAUCAGUGUCAGCUUUUCGUGUGAUCCAGAUGUCGCUCUAGCACUGGUUGACCUUUCUUUAGAUGAGAUACUACGUCUUCAAGAGGAAGGACCCUCAGAUGCAGAUAUUUCUACAGUACUUGAGAUUGAACAGCGCGCACACGAAAAUGGAUUACAGGAGAAUUAUUGGUGGCUUGAUCGGAUAUUGCACGGUUAUCAAUCUAGGAUCUAUUCUGGGGAUGUUGGCUCCUCUUUCGCGAUUCAAGAUGACAGUCGUUCAGAUGUUAGGAAAAUUUUAACACCAUCAACGGCUCGGCAAGCACUGCAGAAGAUUUUACCUUUCCCUUGCAAAAAACAGUACACAGUAGUCAUUUUGAUGCCUCAGGAUUCUCGUUUUCAGUUACUAAAGUCAAUGGUCACCAAUGCAAAGGUUCAAUUUGGAUUCGCUGGUCUGAUUGUUUUGGCUUUCUGCAUCUGGAGAUACUCCCGAACUUCAUCGAAACAAUAGUCGGUGUUUUUGAGUUGUUGCUCAAACCUAGAAAUUUUGAACGGUAAUAGGACAUUUGGAGAUUAGUUACAAGAUACUCUGGCACACUUCUAGGGGACAUCAUGUUACUAGAUUUAUGAAGAAAAAAAUGUUGUCGUAUUUCUUUACUAUUCCCCUUGGUGCUAGUUUGAAGCUAUUAUUUUGCUGAUUUGGUUA
This is a messenger RNA of Helianthus annuus (common sunflower), 3373 nucleotides long. RefSeq names its product zinc protease PQQL-like. Gene Ontology annotation, molecular function: metal ion binding; metalloendopeptidase activity. Bases 170 to 3178 code for a protein of 1002 amino acids. Lineage: Eukaryota; Viridiplantae; Streptophyta; Magnoliopsida; Asterales; Asteraceae. Gene Ontology annotation, biological process: proteolysis. The record is from RefSeq and is a predicted model, not a curated record. The transcript is spliced from 21 exons.